Hyalella azteca is the source of this 716-nucleotide messenger RNA. RefSeq lists its product as uncharacterized. The record is from RefSeq and is a predicted model, not a curated record. Gene Ontology annotation, molecular function: zinc ion binding. The annotation marks the transcript as partial. Lineage: Eukaryota; Metazoa; Arthropoda; Malacostraca; Amphipoda; Hyalellidae. The transcript is spliced from 4 exons.
GUGCCGGUAAAGACACAUGUGCCGUACACUCGGCACGCAAGAACUUCUGGUGCCAGACGUGCAAGAUGGCGGUGUGUCGUGACUGUACAGUCGUGGGACACAGGCAGGCGCUCGGGCAUAAGGUGCUGGACCACGACGAGGCGGUGACGUGUCUGCGCGGUGAGGUGCGCCAGGCUGCGCUGGACACGCGCAACCUGCGCCAGGAGACGCGCAAGCUGCGCCACGACCAGCGCGUCUACCUCAACCGCCAGCUGGACGCCUGCCGCGCCUUUGAGAAGCAGCUUAAGGCGCAGCUUAAGGCGCUGUCCAGUGAUAAGAAGGAAGAGGUAAGAGACAAGUUGGAGCGUGCCGAGACAGACGCGAGCACGUGCACGAGUCUCACGACGCUCAUCGAGACGGCGAGACGAGCGGGCGAGGUGCGUCUCGCCGCCGCGCGAGACUUCGCCAUGGCCAAGAAGGCCAUGACGGACAACCUGCUGGCGGUCACGCAGCUGAACCGGUCCUCCGAUGAGCUGGACAUGCAGGAUGGCCCGGGCACGACCCAUCAUCCCCCCGGGUCCCCCAACCUGGAGCGCAAGGGGAAGCUGACGUCGCGCGGCUUCCGUCAGUCGUGGCACGUCAGCCGCCCCGCCAUCAGCUUCGAUGGCGGUGACAUGGCGGCCAAGAUACGACCGCUGCCUAAAGUCUACAUAGACCUGGCCAUCGAGGGCAUCCAG